AUGGCCAUGGCUUUCCGUUCACAGAGAAUUAUACGGCAUGUCUGUCGCACAGUAACCCUCAGACCUCUCUCAGGGCCAUGCCCCUCAUCGAACAUAAGCCAAGAUGCACGCGCGGUCCGCCAAUCUCGCAGCCUGCCAGCGCGAGCACUCACAACUCUCUCAACGCGUCAAUCUAUCAUUAAGCAGUCACCCAGAUUACAAACUCGCUCUGCCUCAUCAAAUUCCUCUCCCUCGACAGAACAAAGCGAAGUAACCUUUGCCGGUGCACCAGACAUAACAAAUCACUACACAAUCUUUCCCAAGACGCUCUCCGCAGGCCCACCCCCAGCCUCACAGUUCAAGAUCUCAACCAGCGAUCUCCGCCGAGAAUUCCUCCAACUCCAGGGCCUAGUUCACCCGGACAAAUACCCCAACGGUGUUCAAAAGCAACAGGCAGAGGCUCUCUCGGCACGUAUCAACGAAGCGUACCGAACGCUACUUGACCCGCUGCAGCGGGCUCAGUACAUUCUGCGGGAGUGGCAUGGAAUCGACGUCACAGCGGAAGAUGGAGCUUCGAAGCAUGCGCUCGACCCGGAGACUCUAAUGGAGGUUAUGGAAGUGCAAGAGACGAUCGAGGCGGUCGGGGCCUCGGCUGAGGGAGAGACACAGAUCAAUGCGCUCAAGAAGGAGAAUGAACUACGGGUUGCUGAAUGUGUGGAGAGCUUGGGUGCAGCAUUCGAUAAGGGUGAUGUGGAGGCUGCGAGACUGGAAUGCAUUCGCUUGCGGUUUUGGUACAGCGUUGGGGAAGGGCUGAGAGAGUGGGAGCCUGGGAAUACCGAGAUUCGGUUGACACAUACUGGCUAA
Molecule: messenger RNA, 843 nt
Organism: Penicillium bovifimosum
Lineage: Eukaryota; Fungi; Ascomycota; Eurotiomycetes; Eurotiales; Aspergillaceae
Product: J-type chaperone JAC1
Exons: 1
Coding region: 1-843 (280 amino acids)
Biological process (GO): protein complex oligomerization; [2Fe-2S] cluster assembly
Cellular component (GO): mitochondrion
Molecular function (GO): ATPase activator activity; protein-folding chaperone binding
Source: RefSeq, a predicted model, not a curated record